AUGAAGAGAAGAUUACGCAGCAUAAUAAUAAUAUUAAUACAGUUGUGCAUUAGAGAUAAUGGCGUACUAUCCAAGGAGGUUGUGAGUGUCGCAAAUUCAGCAAUACAGGAGAGCUGCACAACAAUGCAUACGCAACCUAAACACCAGGAGAACACCGAUAUCAAGGAAAACAAUCAGGAAUCACGCAAACCCAAUGUUGGAAAAGAAUUAUAUCAGAACUCAGACGACUCGAGGCAUAUACCGAAAACACAAGGACAAGGAGGAUACUGUAUCGGAAACAAUGAAGGACACACAGACUCGUCUGAGGCUGCCCGAAUAAGUAGUGAUAUAGCCACUCACCUAAGAGAAAUACAACACAUAAGAAGAAUAAAGCAGGCAAUAGAAGUAAUGGAGGACCGCGAUACUCGGAUUGAAAAAGCAGUGGAACGGUGCGAGGAAGUAGCAGAACAAGCCAUGAACAAAGCAAUUCACUACUGGAAAAUAGCAGGAGACGCGGACAGAACAGCUUCCAUACCGGAAAUAUCUAAGAUCCGUGAUAUGAUAAGAGUACAUGUGAAGCAGGCAACUAAUGAGGCGAGAAAACAGGAGAGCAUUACAAAGGUCGCAGCGAUAAUUGCAUCAGAUAUCCUGGCGUUCUAUAAGGCGAUGAGAACAGCGAAGUGGGCGUAUAAAUUAGCCGAGAUUACGAAUAACAGAAUUAUACAAUUAUGCGUAAAAUAUAAAAGGAACAGGAAGCCCAUCCCAAGGAAUUUAGUUAACAAACGGAAUCUACCCCAAGGAGUCGGCAUAACCCCUGGACGGGCGCGUUCAAGGUCCUCGACGAAACCUGAAACAGCACCUAAAGGAGAAUGGAAGAGACUUCUGAGAGAGACCAAGUCUGGCCUCGAGAAACUGAAGGUUCUAUUGCUGUAUGAGGCCGACGAAUGGAAUGGAUUGAAGAAACCAUUACCAGAAAUAUACCUAGGGAAAGAAGAGGGAAAGAGACUCCUUAGCCUUAAGGAUACCGUAAAGAAAGCAGAGACACAGGCAUUAGAGUAUACAGCACAGGCGGCAUAUCUGUUAGCUGAAGAAGCGACGAUAGAGGCAGAAAUGAAGAGGGAAGAAGGAGAGCGUCUGACAAGAGAUAUUGAAGCAUCAGAAGCAGAUGAAGAGAAAAAAGCAAUAGCAAGGGCUGCCGUGAGAGACAUUAAGAAUGGGGUAGAGGCUUGUAAUGACUUACUAGAUGACGCCAGGGGGGCAUUAGAAGAAACAGGGAAAUUGGAAGAAUUGGAAGGAAAAAGGGAACAGUGUUCAAGGACCAUAAGAGAUGCAGAAUUGGCUUUAGCAGCAAAGGAGAAAGCCGUGUUUGAAUUAUUGAGAAUAAAAGGACAAGAAUUCUUAGAGCCGCAGCAUAUAUCAUUAGAGGGCGAGAGGGAGCGGAUAAUGCAAGAUGACAGGGUUGUUGAAGAAAUAGAAGAGAAGGACACGGAACAGAAGGCUGUAUUAUCGCCACACACAGCAUUGAGGUGCGACCAAGGACAACAGCAGGAGGCUCUCGAAGAAGUUGACGAAAACUUGAUAGAAAAUAUGAGGGGCCCGGAAAAGCAGGAAUAUGAUAAGGAUAUGAAUGAAGGAGUAGAGAAGUCUCAGAAAUGGGACUUAAUGAGAGAAGAAGUCUAUGACUUGAUACACGAAACCUUAUAG
Plasmodium inui San Antonio 1 is the source of this 1683-nucleotide messenger RNA. RefSeq lists its product as hypothetical. Lineage: Eukaryota; Apicomplexa; Aconoidasida; Haemosporida; Plasmodiidae. The record is from RefSeq and is a predicted model, not a curated record. The transcript has a single exon. The coding region runs from base 1 to 1683 and encodes 560 amino acids.